This is a messenger RNA of Nomia melanderi (Alkali bee), 2738 nucleotides long. It is a transcript of the gene Ald1, whose product is annotated as fructose-bisphosphate aldolase. The record is from RefSeq and is a predicted model, not a curated record. Lineage: Eukaryota; Metazoa; Arthropoda; Insecta; Hymenoptera; Halictidae. Gene Ontology annotation, biological process: glycolytic process. Gene Ontology annotation, molecular function: fructose-bisphosphate aldolase activity.
GACUGGUCGGAUAAAGCCAGUCGUCAUCUCGUGCUCAUACGAGACACGCUUCUCCUCUCCGAGAGACUCUCUUCUCGAUCGUCCCGGGCACCGAUUUCUCUCCGGUAUACCGUAAAAAUGUAGUCGAAACGCGAUUGAGGGUCCUCUCGGCUGGGCCCGGAUACCAGCUAUGUUAGCCGAGAAGUUCUCUCUAUCACCAACGAUCGGUUCUUUUUUUCUUCUUCGGUCUUUUGAUCUCUCUAUCUUCUUAUAUCGGUAUUUGUCGGUGGUAUUUAAGGUGUAAUUAUUAACCGUAACGUGUAAAUUGAAUUGGUUUUGCAUCACCGAUAUCUAGCGGACCGACUAACAACCACGGAACGUAUUAUUGUUGUUGUUAUUAUUGCCCGUUUAUUAUUGUUGUCGUUAUAUUUCUAUUCAACUAUCGUUGUACAUACGUGUGCUGUAACGUGAGUCGCGAGAUCAGAAACGUUUGCGAUCAUCAGACGCGUUUGAUCGUUCGUCGGAAAGAAAAUGGUUGCGGAAAAGUACGAUAAGGCCGAUCCUGAGCUGAAACAGGAACUAAAGUCCAUCGCUCAGCAGAUUGUAGCACCUGGAAAAGGAAUCCUUGCUGCCGAUGAAUCAACGGCAACGAUCGGCAAACGUCUUAAAGAUAUUAAUGUUGAAAAUAACGAAGAAAACCGCAAAGCGUACAGGCAACUUCUUUUCACCACAGCAAAGGAUGUCAUCAGUCAACAUAUCUCCGGCGUUAUCCUGUUCCACGAAACUUUGUACCAGAAGGCCGAGGAUGGAACGCCAUUCGUCGAGCUUCUGAAGCAACGUAACAUUCUGCCAGGCAUCAAAGUCGACAAGGGUGUUGUUCCCCUUUUCGGCACUAAUGACGAAUGCACGACCCAAGGUCUCGAUGACCUUCAGGCUCGUUGCAUUCAGUACAAGAAGGAUGGUUGCCAUUUCGCCAAGUGGAGGUGUGUGUUGAAGAUCACGAAGAACACCCCGAGCAAAUUGGCUAUCUUGGAGAACGCCAACGUCCUUGCUCGCUAUGCUUCCAUCUGCCAGAGCGCUAGAAUCGUACCCAUUGUCGAACCUGAAAUCUUGCCUGAUGGAGAUCACGAUCUUGCUCGAUGCCAACAGGUCACGGAGGAAGUUCUUUCCGCCGUGUACAAGGCACUGGCCGACCAUCAUGUGUAUCUUGAGGGAACCCUUCUUAAGCCCAACAUGGUAACACCAGGUCAAAGUUGCCCAACUAAGGCAACCCCUCAGGAGAUUGCUGCUGCCACGGUGACCGCUUUGAUGCGCACUGUACCACCCGCAGUACCCGGUAUUACGUUCCUCAGCGGCGGACAGUCAGAAGAAGAGGCGUCUGUGAACUUAGACGCUAUCAACAAGUUCCCAGUCAAAAAACCAUGGGCAUUGACCUUCAGUUACGGUCGUGCACUUCAAGCAUCUGUCCUCCGCGCAUGGGCAGGUAAAAAGGAACAAAUUUCCGCUGGUCAGGAAGAACUUAUCAAGAGAGCUAAGGCAAAUGGAGCAGCUAGUCAAGGCAAAUACGUUGCUGGCAGUAUUGUUAGCGUAGCUGCUAAUACUUCUCUCUAUGUGAAAACUCAUUCCUACUAAAUCUUUAUUUUUCUUUCUAUGAGACAUAUUUCUAUAGCCAACAGCGAGUCGGCACUUGGCAAAUACGAAGGUGGUGUAAAGGGAGCAGCUGGCGAUGCUGCACUUUUUGUCGCAAACCAUGCGUACUAAAAUCAAUCCGUAGAAUAUCAAUAAGGAUUUACUUUAGACUGUAGAUCGUUCGCCGAACAUUAUCAACAUCGAUUACUGGCUGUCAGCAUGGAAAUAUUGCCAUUAAUAUGAAGAAGAUUCAGAACGAACGAAGAAAUUUUGAAACUGCUUGAACACAGAGCAUGUACUUCUUACAUGAUUUUUAUGUAUCUCGCGGUACACAAGUACGGAACGAAAUCAAGCGAAUUUUAACUUUUUACGAUAAUUAGAAUUUCAAAUAUGGAUUUUAUCAAUCUUAAACAAUUUAUAAGAAGAGUGGCACAAGAUAAGAUCGUCGAUAUGUACGUUAUUGUUUAUCAAUUAAAGAUAAACGUUUCGUUAGCGAGCGAUCUUCUUGUUUUUAUAUUAUCUGUUUUAUCUUCGUGUUCAUGAUUUUUUUUCUCAUUUACCACUUACUUCUGCAUUCGAUUUUCCUGAAAUUAUAAAAUACGAUAGAGAAUAUUUUAAUGUUUGUUUCAUUGUGAUAUCGUUCGUUCGAAGCUUUUUCUAGAACAUAAGAAAGACUUUUCGCAAGGAAUCUCUGAAAAUCCAAGUGCCCUCUGAAAGAGAAUGUGGUCAAUAUGAUUGUGUACUUGAGCUUAUCGGACGAAAUUGAUCGAACUGUUUUAUUUUGAUCGUAAGCAGUUUUCGCGACAUUCGAAUUACACACGCGUUAUUAUAUUCUGUAACACUACGAUUAAAAAGCAGAUAUAUAUUAUAUAUAUUGUCAAUGUCGUUAUGAUAUUCUAAGUGUAUAAAAAAGUAAGAAAAAUGAAAAAACAAAGUAAAAUCAUAUUAAAUGUUGUUUGUUAGUGAAUGAGUCGAAUAUUAUAAAGUCGUAAUAUUAUGUCAUCUACUUAUACAGUAUGUGUAUCUCUUAUAGAUAUUUAAGUAACGUAUUGAAAAAGUAUCUCGUACAUCGAUGUUAUAUCUAAUAUUUUCAAUGCAAUCUCGGUCCCAAAUACACUGUGGAGGGUACA